Messenger RNA from Lolium rigidum, 2460 nucleotides. RefSeq names its product CSC1-like protein At4g02900. Bases 92 to 2395 code for a protein of 767 amino acids. The transcript is spliced from 12 exons. Gene Ontology annotation, molecular function: calcium-activated cation channel activity. NCBI's taxonomy places the organism in Eukaryota, Viridiplantae, Streptophyta, Magnoliopsida, Poales, Poaceae. The record is from RefSeq and is a predicted model, not a curated record. Gene Ontology annotation, cellular component: plasma membrane.
GCGACGACGUCGGCAAUAACGGCGCGAUAUUUAGUCCUGCAGUUAGCCACUUCCCUGUGAUGCAUAUUCUGGAGUGAGACUCUCUAGAGAUAUGGGUUCCCUCAACGACAUUGGUGUUGCUGCUGGGAUAAACAUAUUAUCUGCAUUGGGUUUCCUUCUUGCGUUUGCGGUUCUGAGGAUACAACCUAUUAACGAUCGGGUUUACUUUCCAAAAUGGUACCUCAAAGGGACAAGAAGCAGCCCAAGACAUAUAGGAGCUGCCUUAUCAAAGUUUGUGAAUGCCGAUGUGUCAACAUAUAUGCGGUUUCUUAAUUGGAUGCCUGCGGCGCUAAAAAUGCCAGAACCUGAGUUAAUCGAGCAUGCAGGACUAGACUCGGCAGUAUAUGUUCGCAUCUAUCUUCUAGGUUUAAAAUUAUUUGUGCCAAUAGCUGUGCUGGCAUUCUCGGUCCUAGUUCCAGUCAAUUGGACUAGUGGAACUUUAGAAGAUGAAAAGAGCCUAAGUUACGAUCAAAUUGACAAGCUUUCAAUAUCGAAUAUUGGAACAGGUUCAAAAAGGUUUUGGGCACACAUUUUGAUGGCUUAUGUAUUUACCUUUUGGACGUUUUACGUCUUGUACCAUGAGUAUAAGGUUAUAACAACUAUGAGACUGCGCUUUCUUGCCAAUCAGAAACGUCGGCCUGAUCAAUUCACGGUACUUGUGAGAAAUAUACCAGAGGACUCAGACGAAACAGUUAGUGAGCAUGUUCAGCAUUUCUUUGCUGUGAAUCAUCGUGAUCAUUAUCUCAGCCAUCAGGUUGUAUACAAUGCAAACACCCUUGCCAGUUUAGUUGAGAAGAAGACAGGCUUGCAAAACUGGCUGGUCUACUAUGAAAAUCAGCACGCUAAAAAUCCUGAGAAGAAUCCAACUAUAAAGACAGGACUGUGGGGUCUUUGGGGGGAAAAAGUGGAGGCCGUAGAAUACUACAGGACAACAAUUGAGGAGCUAUGUAAACAGGAAGAUGAGGAGAGAGAGAAAGUGGUCAGUGAUCCUAGUGCUAUUAUGCCGGCGGCAUUUGUGUCUUUCAAAAGUCAGUGGGGGGCUGCUGUUUGUGCACAAACGCAGCAGACAAGUAACCCAACUGUGUGGAUAACCGAGUGGGCUCCGGAACCUCGCGAUGUUUACUGGCCUAAUCUCGCGAUACCUUUUGUUUCUCUCUCGGUUAGGAGGCUUAUCAUGACCGUUGCGCUCUUUUUCCUGACAUUUUUCUUCAUGGUACCAAUUGCAUUGGUCCAAUCCUUGGCAAAUCUAGACGAUAUUGAGCGGGUGCUUCCUUUCUUGAAACCUAUAAUACAACGAAAUUCUCUGAGGUCAAUUAUACAAGGUUUCUUGCCAGGAAUCGCUUUAAAACUAUUCCUUAUAAUUCUGCCAACAAUUCUCAUGACCAUGAGCAAGAUUGAAGGACACAUAUCACUCUCUGGAUUAGACAGGAGGACCGCAUCGAAAUACUUCCUGUUCCUUUUCGUCAAUGUAUUCUUGGGGAGUGUAAUAACCGGAACAGCGUUCCAACAGCUGGACACUUUUAUCCAUCAGUCUGCCAACAAGAUUCCAGAGACUAUUGGAGAAUCGAUUCCCAUGAAAGCAACAUUUUUCAUCACAUACAUAAUGGUGGAUGGAUGGUCCGGCAUUGCUGCUGAAGUUCUAAGGUUGAAGCCGUUGGUCAUGUUCCACAUAAAGAACACUUUCUUGGUGAGAACUGAUCAAGACCGCGAUCAGGCCAUGGACCCUGGGAGCCUGGAUUUCGGGUCCAAUGAACCGCGAAUACAACUCUACUUCCUCCUCGGGCUUGUAUAUGCAGUUGUGACACCAAUUCUUCUUCCUUUCAUCAUAGUCUUCUUCAGCCUUGCCUAUCUUGUUUUCAGACACCAGAUCAUCAAUGUCUAUAACCAGCAAUACGAGAGUUGUGCGCAGUUCUGGCCAGACGUGCACAGACGAAUCAUCAUUGCGUUAAUCGUGUCGCAGAUCCUCCUGCUUGGACUGCUGAGCACACAGGAAGCAGAGAAGUCAACUUUCGCCCUUCUUCCUCUUCCUGUCCUGACCAUAUGGUUCCACUACGUCUGCAAGGGCCGGUUCGAACCGGCGUACAUAAAAUUCCCCUUGCAGGAAGCCAUGGUGAAGGACACCCUGCAACGCGCGACUGACCCGACACUGAACCUUAGAGCGUACCUGAAGGACGCGUACGUGCACCCGGUCUUCCAGGGAGGUGACAUGUAUGAUCUCGUCGCCAUGGAUGAAGAGGAGAAGGACCCCCUCCUCGUCGCGACGAAGCGGCGGUCUCGGAUGAACACGCCGGUGGAUAGCAGGCUGAAUUCGAGUUCUGGCACGAACGAGGGAGAGUUCAGCCGUCUGCAUCCUUAGCUGAAGUGUGGGAAGGAAAUACGAAAUGUAAGGGGGUGUUGGAGCAGGGUGUGAACUGUAGAGGU